Molecule: messenger RNA, 363 nt
Organism: Rosa chinensis
Lineage: Eukaryota; Viridiplantae; Streptophyta; Magnoliopsida; Rosales; Rosaceae
Product: cysteine proteinase inhibitor 1
Exons: 1
Coding region: 1-363 (120 amino acids)
Molecular function (GO): cysteine-type endopeptidase inhibitor activity
Source: RefSeq, a predicted model, not a curated record
AUGAUGAUGCGUCACUGCCGCCUCCUCCUCCUCCUCUUCACCCCUUUCGUCGCUGCUGACAGACUCCGACGGGAGCUCGACGGUGAUUGGGGCCCCAUCGAAAAUAUCAACAAACCCUAUCUGAAAGAGAUCGCGGAGUUUGCAGUUUCUGAAAUCAGCAAACAAUCCCACAAGAAGUUGGUGUUCCAGAGCGUUCUCAAGGGUGAGAGUGCUGUGGCACGAGGAAUGGAUUAUCGUCUUGACAUUGAGGUCAAGGAUGAGUCGUCGCCCUAUUCCCCUACUACUGUCAUAUAUAAAUGUUCUGUCUUCGAUGGUAUCUUAGACGAGGGGAUGAGAUUUAAGGGUUGUGAGAUCCUUUCGUAG